CAAGGUAAAUAAAGGAGGUAAUGUAGUGCCCAUUGCUCCAUAAGCAUGAGGGAGUGAAAGAAGAAGAGAAAGAAAAUGAAGGGUCAAACACAGGCUACAAAGUUGGUUAAUCUAUACAGAUUUUGCGUUUCGUCUUCUUCUUCUUCAAUCUCUCGCUUCAACCACUUCACUCUCACUACCACCGAUUACAAUAAAUUCAAAUUCGCUUGCGCGAAAGCGAAGAACCUCCAACUCUCACUCUCCCAACGCGCCUUCGUUUUUCUUUCCCCUCUUAACGUUGCCGCUAAUUACCUCCGUAGUUAUCGCGUUUCUGGCAGUUACAUAUGCAGCGGAAGCAUUUUAGGUGUGUCAAUUGCAUCUGCACCAAUUAUAGCUCAUGCCAUGGAUGUAGCUGGGGAUGCAUUGGUGGAUGAUCAUGAAUCACAGGACCUUUCAGAGGAGGAAAUAGAUGUGCAUCACUUGUUGAGAUUGGCUAGGAAACUUUGGCUGCCUGCUUUUUUCUUUCUUACAGUGUUGUCAAACUUGGGCGACUCAAUUACAAUAUUAUUCAUUAAACUUACUUUGUUCCUCCUCAGUACAAAGCCCAGCCCUUUCUCUGUCUAUGUAUUUGUUGAUAAGUUGUGCCAACAACAUAUGCGCCAAGAAACUCGAUUCUUUAAAGCAAAGUCACUGUACGCCAGCAAAGUCGAAGUGCAGGACUAUAAGCUUCUUUGCUUGGCUGAUGUUGAAGUGAGAGAUCAAAAGUUCACGUUGGUUGGAGUUCUUGGUAGUUGGUGGCCUAUACCUCAUUUGCCAUUUUGGGAAGCAUUCUCUUUUGUCAGAAAUAGAAUUGGAAGCAUCUUGGUGAAAACAACUUAACAAGGUAGUCUGCUAAUUUAAAAUUAGCUCUCCUUCUAAGUUCUAUAUAGUUGGGCCUCUGUUGGUUUUGUCCCUUUUGGAGCUUCAACAAAAUCAAUGUUGUUCAUCGAAGAAGAAAAUGAGGGGUAGGAAGAGUUGAUGAAUGAUGAAUGAGACAGGACUGAUGAUUACUUGCAAUUAAAGUAGCCUGUCAAAUACUAACUGCAUAGGCUAUAAGGUCAUCCCUCUCGUUGUUUAAUGGGUCAAAUAUGCAAAAAUUUACAUCUUUGUAAAAGUGCGACAUCUCAACAUUCUGUCAGCCCCUACUCUUCCUCUGCCACUUUUUGAUAUUUUAAAGUAAUUGUUAGUAUUGAAGUUUUAGUUUAUCUGAAAA
This is a messenger RNA of Glycine soja, 1231 nucleotides long. RefSeq lists its product as uncharacterized. NCBI's taxonomy places the organism in Eukaryota, Viridiplantae, Streptophyta, Magnoliopsida, Fabales, Fabaceae. The transcript is spliced from 6 exons. The coding region runs from base 76 to 858 and encodes 260 amino acids. The record is from RefSeq and is a predicted model, not a curated record.